Molecule: messenger RNA, 477 nt
Organism: Morchella importuna
Lineage: Eukaryota; Fungi; Ascomycota; Pezizomycetes; Pezizales; Morchellaceae
Exons: 2
Coding region: 1-477 (158 amino acids)
Source: RefSeq, a predicted model, not a curated record
AUGGUCUUACUCGAUGAAUCUAUGGUAGUCACCUACCAACGCAGGGUCGACAGGCUACAGGAACGCAUUGCAGAUCUCAAUAAGGAGCUUGCCCAACACGUUAAGGCAUUCUUCGAACUACAGGGCCAGCUCCACAUUGCGAGAUAUAAUUCUUUGCACUUUAAGUCGGACAACUACGCAGAGGAAGUGUUGGUUCUUGAUUGGGCGCUCAGAUGGGAGAAAGGCCAAAGAGAUGAAACCAGGAGGAAGAUUGAGAUGAAUGAGUGGCUGAUGGAGGAACCUACUCGUGAAUUGGCUCUUGUCAAACACAUGAUACAGACAAAACCUGUGCUCAUGUCUGAUGAUACCGACAAUGGAUCAUCCACGAUGGAGACAACUGGGGGGGAUACCGAGGAGGAUACCGAGGAGGAAGGGGCCGAGGAGCAGAUGGCACAGGAGAAGGAGGAGACCGAAUGGGAGGGCAUCAUGGAGGAAUAG